AUGCCCAUAGACCAAUUGUUCGAUACAAAAAAGGUAAUCAAUCAAGAAAUAGAUUACAAAAGUAUCCGAUUCCUAUGGUAUGUUACCACGGACUUUGUCAAUGGCACCAUCAUGCACCCAAAUGUUCAACAGCUGAUACAUGACACAAAUGAACAUUUCGAUGUUGUUAUUGCCGAAUGGCUUUACAGCGAGCUGUACUCGGGGUUUCACAAAAAAGUCGAAGAAUAUUCAUUCAUUUAUCACGAUCGGUUGACACCACCGGGCAAAGUGCUAUCACAUUGGGUGUCGCAUGUUAUUCGUACAAACGGAGCACACUAUCUACGCUCUCCGGCUUUUCUGGUGCCCUGGCGACUAAAAGGGGACACGGAUUGGCAGCAGCUCGACGUGGUCUCGAGUUUGAACUUUUUUAAUGUUAAAAAAAAAAAAGAAUUCACAGCUCAUCCAAACUGCCUCCUUUUCAUCACGCAAGGUGGAGUACUUUCGAUGACCGAAGCGAUAUACUAUGGAAUCCCUGUCGUCGGAGUACCAAUUUUUGGUGACCAGUUCACUAACACCCAGAGAGCUGUUGAGAAUGGUUUCGCAAUUAAAGUAGAACUAACCAACGCAAUGGUGGAACAAAUAAAAGAUGCGAUUGAAGAAAUGCUUCGCAACUCUAGGUUACUGUCGGACAUAAGGCAGACAUUCGACUUAAUUAUUUCCGAGUGGUUCUUCAAUGACAUAUUUACUGGUUAUCGCCAAAAAGUCUGG
Iphiclides podalirius (scarce swallowtail) is the source of this 747-nucleotide messenger RNA. The record is from the annotation of a GenBank genome assembly. Lineage: Eukaryota; Metazoa; Arthropoda; Insecta; Lepidoptera; Papilionidae.